This is a messenger RNA of Chlamydomonas reinhardtii, 690 nucleotides long. RefSeq lists its product as uncharacterized. Gene Ontology annotation, molecular function: dynein light intermediate chain binding; dynein intermediate chain binding. The record is from RefSeq and is a predicted model, not a curated record. NCBI's taxonomy places the organism in Eukaryota, Viridiplantae, Chlorophyta, Chlorophyceae, Chlamydomonadales, Chlamydomonadaceae. Gene Ontology annotation, biological process: microtubule-based process. Bases 67 to 342 code for a protein of 91 amino acids. Gene Ontology annotation, cellular component: dynein complex. The transcript has a single exon.
UUUCUCGCACAUACACAUACCGCAUCCGCACAACCACUACUCACUCCACACCUAACUACUAGCAAAAUGGCGUCGGGUAGCUCCAAGGCCGUCAUCAAGAAUGCGGACAUGUCUGAGGAGAUGCAGGCAGACGCCGUGGACUGCGCCACUCAGGCCCUGGAGAAGUACAACAUCGAGAAGGACAUUGCGGCCUACAUCAAGAAGGAGUUCGACCGGAAGCACAACCCGACGUGGCACUGCAUCGUCGGCCGCAACUUCGGCUCCUACGUAACACACGAAACGAAGCACUUCAUUUACUUCUACCUUGGGCAGGUGGCCAUCCUGCUGUUCAAGUCGGGCUAAGCGGCCGCGGAGCUUCGGGCGCGCGGGAGUUGGACUCAGGCGGUAGCGCGGGGGGCGCUAGGGACAUAGCGGGGAGGGGUGCAAAUGUAAUCAUGAAUCUGUACAGUGUAUGUGUGCUCUUCAUAAGACGGCUGGGGCCUUAGGUAGAAGGAGGGGCGGAGCGCGGUCUCUGGGGCCCCUCGAUCGGGCCGCGCCUCCUUGGUGGACUGAUAGAAAACUGACGGACAUGACUGAUGACAACAUGACGUUUAUGGUGCUUGGAGGACUCGCAUUUGACGCGGCAUGACUUCAAAAGCCCUGCAAAUGCAGCGGCAUUCUCGCGGGGGGCUUCUGUAACGGCGGACGUAU